Messenger RNA from Hordeum vulgare subsp. vulgare (domesticated barley), 2490 nucleotides. Its product is annotated as O-fucosyltransferase 19. Bases 294 to 1952 code for a protein of 552 amino acids. Gene Ontology annotation, cellular component: cytoplasm. The transcript has 8 exons. Lineage: Eukaryota; Viridiplantae; Streptophyta; Magnoliopsida; Poales; Poaceae. The record is from RefSeq and is a predicted model, not a curated record.
GAGGGAUCCAUCCGGCCAUCCAUCGUCCGAGGCGCGAACUCUAACCCACAGCCCAACUUUUAAUUUCCCCUGCCCCCCGCACGAGCUCCAGCCGAGCCGACCCGAGCCGCGAAACGCAUCCCCCCACCCGGCGGCGACGUACGGGCGGAGGCGCGCGGCGAGGGCAAAAACGAGGCAGCCAACCGUCGGCCCGCGCCCGAUCGUUCCCCGGACGGGCCGAUCGCGACCGACCGAUCGACCAGGCGCCUAUUCUUAGGAUCGGAGCGCGCGUCGCCGAACGAGGCCGGCCGGCCAUGGCGGCGGCGGCGUCCUGCGGCGGCCCCGACCCGGCGUCAUCGUCGUCCGUGGCGCACCGGCGCCGCCUCGCCGACGUCGAGCGGCCGGACGGCCCGCGCGACGACGACGCCGACGGCUGCGGCCGGCACCGCGGGGUCCGGGCGCUCUUCUCCGUGAGGAGGAGCUACGGCGCCAAGAGGGCGUCGUCCGUGGUCGACCAGUCGUGGGUGCGCAACGCGGUGGCCUCCAUGCUGGGCAUCCUCGUCCUCGUCGGGCUCCUCGGCUCGCACCGGGCCGUCGGCGGCGACGGCGGGAGGCUCCUUCGGAGGGUGGACGGGGAGGCGCUGGGCUGGAGGGAGGAGAACCCGACGGCCCUCGCUCGCCUCUCGCCCGACACGCCGAUUCCCAAGAUAUGGACGAUGCCGGCUAGCGAGGGUUACAGCAAAUGCAUCGAACGCCCGAAAAACCACCACAGAACAAGCAAUGCAACAGCUGGCUAUAUCAUGGUUGAUGCCAAUGGUGGACUGAACCAGAUGAGAAUGGGAAUAAGCGAUAUGGUUGCAGUUGCUAAGAUCAUGAAUGCGACACUAGUGAUCCCUACACUGGAUCACAGAUCAUUCUGGACUGAUCCAAGUGAUUUCAAAGAUAUAUUUGAUGUCGAGCACUUCAAGAAAACUCUAGAGGAUGAUAUUGUGAUUGUGGACUCCUUGCCGCCAGCUUACAGAAGGUCGAAACUCUAUACGAGGGCACCAUCUUCCUGGUCCAGGGCUUCUUACUACAGAGCUUUUGCACGGACACUAAAGAAGGUCAAAGUUGUUAAAUUCACACACACAGAUUCACGAAUUGUCAACAACGGUCUUGCUCCUCAUAUCCAACAACUCCGCUGCCGGACAAAUUACGAGGCACUAAAAUACAAAAACGAAAUUGAAGAUCUAGGUAAUACUCUAGUUGAUAGACUGAGGAAUGGGUCCAACCAUUAUAUCGCACUUCAUUUAAGAUAUGAGAAGGACAUGCUCUCAUUUACUGGCUGCAGCCAUAAUCUAACACAUCAGGAGGCAGAGGAGCUGAGAGAAAUGAGACUCAAGGUACGGCACUGGAAAGAAAAGGAAAUUAACAGCAGGGAGAGGCGACUUCAAGGAGGCUGUCCUAUGACUCCUCGUGAAGCAGCUUUUUUUCUUAAAGCUAUGGGCUAUCCUUCCACGACGAAUAUCUACAUUGUAGCAGGUGAAAUAUAUGGUGGACAUAGUAUGGACGAAUUAAAGGCCGCAUAUCCAAAUGUCUACACACAUUAUAGUCUAGCAACAGCAGAUGAAUUAGAGCCCCUCAAGCUGUACCAAAACAGAUUAGCUGCAGUGGACUACAAUGUAGCCCUCCAGAGUGAUGUUUUUGUGUAUACAUAUGAUGGAAAUAUGGCCAAAGCAGUACAGGGUCAUAGAAGAUUUGAAGGAUUCCGGACAACCAUUAAUCCUGACAGGCAAAAGCUUGUUGAGCUCAUUGACAAGCUUGAUGAGGGUACAAUAACUUGGAACGACUUCCAAAACAAAGUGAAAACACAUCAUGAAAACAGACUUGGAGGUCCAUAUCAGAGGCUGUCUGGUCAAAGUCCAAGGCAAGAGGAGUAUUUUUAUGCAAAUCCUCUCCCAGGGUGCUUGUGCAAAAAAACACAAAGGAUUUAGCGACAUGGAAUUACUUUGAAGCGGUGGGGAUUGGGGAUAUUUCAACCCUCUUCGCUGCAUGCGACAUGGAAAUAGGUAGACAUCUCUUAGGAUGAUUGAGAUAAACCAAAUACUGCAACUUCUAGUAAACUAACAGCAACAUACCACAGAUUAUUUUAGUAGAGGCUAACAAUGUAUGUAAUACUCGUUCUUGCAUAUGGAGGUGGGAAAGAGAGGUUAACUCAUUGUCCUCCGAGAAGUGCAUUUUCAACAAAUUGUUUAUUCAAGUGUAGCGAUGGAUGGGAAGACAAAGGGAUUUCGAGUAGUUUCAGAGGACAAAUGUACAACAGAGGAUAGGAUUAGCAAGUCAGAGAACUUCCGAUACAUGUUUGUACUUCGUUUAUACUGUGAAUGUACAGUCUUUGCUCUCUUGUUCAAAAUUUUGUAUUAAUCUAAGUACGACUUCAUUCAGGAUGGAUUUGUGUAUAUGCAAUAGUUGUCAGCUACAGACAAAGUUGUAACAGCAAGUGAUGAAUAAGAAAAAAAAUAGCCUUGUCCA